CACGGGCGGCCUGGCAGCUGGCGGCAUUGAGGCGGACGCGUCUAGAGGUCCGUCUGACCGCGGAGUGGGGACCUGGUUUCGGGGCAUGAGCUGAGGGCACCACGCCGAGGCCACGAGUAGGGGGAAAGGAAAGCAGAGAGAAGACAAAAUGGUUCUCCCCUGGGAUUCUAUUUCUGUCUUUCACCUUCCUCCCACGAGAUGAGGGAACUGACGCCAACAGUGGUUAAAUAACUUUCCCAGGGCUACACAGCUAGCGAUUGUUGGAACUUGAAUAACUAAGGAGAAAAUUAGUCUCUUCUUCCUGGUCUGUCUCAAAAGAUAUUUCAUAGACAUUGAUGGAAGCAGAAACCAAAACUCUUCCCCUGGAGAAUGCAUCCAUCCUUUCAGAGGGCUCUCUGCAGGAAGGACACCGAUUAUGGAUUGGCAACCUGGACCCCAAAAUUACCGAAUACCACCUCCUCAAACUCCUCCAGAAGUUUGGCAAGGUAAAGCAAUUUGACUUCCUCUUCCACAAGUCAGGCGCUUUGGAGGGACAGCCUCGAGGCUACUGUUUUGUUAACUUUGAAACUAAGCAGGAAGCAGAACAAGCCAUCCAGUGUCUCAAUGGCAAGCUGGCCCUGUCCAAGAAGUUGGUGGUGCGAUGGGCACAUGCUCAAGUAAAGAGAUACGAUCAUAACAAGAAUGAUAAGAUUCUUCCAAUCAGCCUUGAGCCAUCCUCAAGCACUGAGCCUACUCAAUCUAACCUAAGUGUCACUGCAAAGAUAAAAGCCAUUGAAGCAAAACUGAAAAUGAUGGCAGAAAAUCCUGAUGCAGAGUAUCCAGCAGCACCUGUUUACUCCUACUUUAAACCACCGGAUAAAAAAAGGACUACUCCAUAUUCUAGAACAGCAUGGAAAUCUCGAAGAUGAUGGUUGUGAAUUACUGUAGCAGCAAAAGCAAAUUGGUCUUCACACCUAAAAUUGUCUGCCUUUGUACUUUGUAGAUGUGAAUGGUACUAUUCAACAGAGCACAAUCACAUGUUAGCGUUUGGUAACAAUGUUUUUGGAUGUUCUUAUGGAUGUUUCUUCCCUGAACUAUGUAUGGAAUUGAGCAUCAUCCAGAAUAAAUAGGAUUGUAUCCCAAAUAGUGAUUUGAACCCUGGGAUGCUCUAAUUGGCUGGUUUGUUUGGAUUUGUAACUCCAGAAACAUUCUAUAAUGUGCCAGAGCAAAUGGCAAAUACAUAAAAUGUUAUUAUUUAAAUCAGGCAACUAAAUAUAUUAACGUCUACUAAAAAGUUGAGCAUUUUCUUUUUUUUCUUUUUUUUUUUUUGAGACAGAGUUUCACUGUUGUGACCCAGGCUGGAGUGCAAUGGUGCGAUCUCGACUCACUGCAACCUCCGCCUCCUGGGUUCAGGCAAUUCUCCUGCCUCAGCCUCCUGAGUAGCUGGGAUUACAGGCAUGCGCCACCAUGCCCAAAAGUUGAGCAUUUUCUAUGCUUAUGUGUCUUUACAACAUAAAGAAAAAGUAAGAGACAGGGAGGAAAGUGAGAGACAGAUUUUUAAAUCAUGUUCAGAACUGUUUCAGAAUUUGCUAUGGAAAUCCCUCCAACUGGACUGAAAAAGAGAAAGUUCUUGGCAAAAGGGACCUGAUUCUUUGAACGAAUGUUGUAGUAAUCUGUUUAUGCAUUAUGCUUAUUGUUUCAAAAUCCCAAUUAGGAAAACAUGGUGUAUAUCUUAAAAUAGUUUGGGUUGACAAAACUAGAAUCAAAUGUAACAUUUUAUACCACAACAGAGGUUCUACUUGGAAAUUGAACUUUUAUUCUAUAGCAAUCAUUUUUUUUCAAAUCUAAAUAACCAAGCCUUCUAUAACACCACCUGUUGCUAUUAUGGGACUUUUAAAAUUGCAUUUAUUGCAUGGGAUUGUUUUUAUAGCAUGAAAAUGUUCUGUUUGGAAUUGUAUCAUGGUCAGUCUAAAUAGAAGCAAAGUUUUUUUGAAAACCUCAACAUUGCUAUAUUGGUCACUAUCAAACACACAAUUUUCUAAUAAUUGUGUAGUGGAAGAGAUUGCAUCAUCUUGUGCCAGACAAGAAGGGGACCUGCAGCGGGCACCAAAAGUCAGUGGAGCAGACACUGCUGUGGCACCAAGACUACAGUGUGAUAGGUAGUUUUAAAAGACUACAUGAUUUGAAAAUGGUUCUUCACUUGGAGAACAUACUUGCCUCUGGAUAUUUUUGUCACUCUAAGCGUUCUAAAUAUAACAAUAGAGAAAGAUAAGUCAACCGACAGAUUUGGGGAGGUAUUUCUUCACAUUUUGGUCAUUUUGGUGCCAAGUUUGAUGUACUGUUUAAUUGGGUAGCACCUUUGCUUCUUUACCAGGUAUGUAUCACUUAGUUACUCCAGGUGCCCUUGGUGAUUACAGACUGUGUAUCACUAUCAUCCUUAGCAAAAGGAAGCUUUCAUUGUAGGAACUUAACAUCUUCCCAUGAGUGUAAAUGAAUUUAAGACCUUUGAAUCAAAACAUCAUAGAGGGAGGUUUUAGAAUUCAUAAAACUGGUUCGAUGAAGUGUUUAUUACUUCUCCCAAGGUGACUCUUUUUAAAUAUCUCUAGAUAUCAAAUACUUUAUUAGCUGGGUCUGUCUAUGAUACAAGUAACUCUUCUCCUAUUUGGAGGAUAGUUCAGAGAGGUAGGAGCAUUAUCUCCCAUUUUUCUGGUGACUUCUUGGCAUAUAGAAUUCACCAUUUUAUCUGUAAGUCUUCAAAGGGUUAUGGUGGAGUAGAACUUACAUAAUGCAAAAUAGUCUUCUAUUUUUAAUAGGAACUUAGAAAAAACUUAGAAUUAUAUAUAGAGUUGUUUUCUUUAGAAACCAGAGCUAUUUAUGUGUAUUUAAAGCAAUGUUUAUUAUUUGUACUGACUCUUAUCCCUCUGUGUGAAUAAAUGUAAAACAGUGUA
Molecule: messenger RNA, 2927 nt
Organism: Callithrix jacchus (white-tufted-ear marmoset)
Lineage: Eukaryota; Metazoa; Chordata; Mammalia; Primates; Cebidae
Gene: RBM18
Product: RNA binding motif protein 18
Molecular function (GO): RNA binding
Source: RefSeq, a predicted model, not a curated record